Molecule: messenger RNA, 398 nt
Organism: Homo sapiens (human)
Lineage: Eukaryota; Metazoa; Chordata; Mammalia; Primates; Hominidae
Exons: 4
Coding region: 72-380 (102 amino acids)
Source: RefSeq, a predicted model, not a curated record
AUUCCUUGCUACAGAGCCCUGUUGUCCACGGUUUAUUUUUUUCCACAGGACGAUUCUUAAUACUUUACCAGAUGGAAACACCACCACCACCAUCUUUGCCAUUUCAGCUCUUAUGCAUUAGGCAGCCACGAUAUCUUCAGGGCCUUCUUUCUCAUUCACGCCAUCUCAAGACACAGCAAGACCAACCCCUCCCCUUCCUCCUUCUUUUCAACCUACUUAACCUGAAAUCGAUGAUGAAGACAUUUGUGAUGAUCCACAUCCACUUAAUGAAAGCAAGGCAAGGUACUUCUACGGAAGGGUGCGACCUCACGGAUGGAGCAAUGGUCACUCAGUCUGAGGUAUUUUGUUAUGGUAGCCUGAACAGACCAAGACACCAAUAAGACGGUAUUUGGAGGUGG